Molecule: messenger RNA, 1919 nt
Organism: Aspergillus thermomutatus
Lineage: Eukaryota; Fungi; Ascomycota; Eurotiomycetes; Eurotiales; Aspergillaceae
Product: SKN1/KRE6 family beta-glucan synthesis-associated protein
Exons: 5
Biological process (GO): fungal-type cell wall organization; (1->6)-beta-D-glucan biosynthetic process
Cellular component (GO): plasma membrane; endoplasmic reticulum membrane
Molecular function (GO): glucosidase activity
Source: RefSeq, a predicted model, not a curated record
AUGCCCGACAACUCCUCAACGCAAAGCGCUCAGGAUGUCCCUCACAUUCAGAUCCGAAUCAACUCUGGUCAACAUGAGCCCAUUACGGAUUCGGAAGAUCGCUUCUCGACAGUCCCGAGUCAUCAAAUUGGACGAGCUUUGAUACCAGGCGUGGCCCUGUCACCGUCUGCCGGGACAUUACAUACAGUAUACGAGUCCUCCAAUCUGCAAGAUUCGUCUGAAUUUCUCCUACCACCGCGCCCGCAUCGUUUUAAGGAAGAGUACGAACCAUACCGGUCACCAGCACCUUCAAUACACUCGUCAAGGCGAACGAGCUGGAGCUCAGAGGCAGGGAGCUACGACACGAGGGGAUAUCCUUACAAUCCAUUUGAAGAUUCACGCGCCUCAUCCCGAGCAGAUAGCGAUGAAAAUGAUCUGAACACCCAGACAGUCGCCGAAAAAUACAACAUCACGCCUACGGACGGCUUGCUUCUCUUUCCUGAGCCGGAGGAAAAGGACGAUUAUCUGCAUAACCCAGAUCCGAACGAUAAAGAAGGACAGUGCGACUUGUGGAAUCGUCGCGGCAUCUUAAACGUGACGGGCCUAGUACUGCUGACCUUAGGUUUUCUAACACUCUUCAUUGGCUAUCCCGUGAUAACGGCGGUGAAAGGCAGGCUAGAUAAGUCUGGCCCUACAUGUAACCCGGGCGAUACGCUCUGUCUAGACGUCGGGGAACGCCCGUUGUUGUCGAACAUACGAAGAGGCUUGAUAGAUCCGGACACACCGGAUUCCGCCAAAACCAAGACAUCCGCGGAUGGGAAGGAGUGGAAGCUUGUAUUCUCGGACGAAUUCAAUACUGAAGGUCGGACCUUUUAUGAUGGAGAUGACCCGUUCUAUCAGGCGGUUGAUCUCUGGUACGGAGUGACGCAGGACUUGGAGUGGUACGACCCAGAUGCGGUCACGACCAGAGAUGGGGUCCUGGAGAUUCGUUUCGAUUCCUUCCCCAAUCAUGAGCUGAAAUACCGAUCAGGAAUGCUACAAAGCUGGAACAAACUGUGCUUCUCGGGGGGUCGCCUGGAAGCAAGCAUAUCCCUACCGGGGUCGGGUGAUGUGUCUGGAUUCUGGCCCGGUUUCUGGGCGAUGGGAAAUCUGGCCCGGCCUGGGUACGCUGCGACCACAGAAGGGAUGUGGCCCUACAGUUAUCAUGAUAAGUGUGAUGCUGGCAUCACCCCAAACCAGAGUUCCACCGAUGGCAUCAGUUACCUUCCUGGAAUGCGCUUGCCUGCCUGUACUUGCGCAGGCGAGGAACACCCAAGCCCUGGCAAAUCUAGAAGUGCGCCGGAGAUCGAUGUGAUCGAGGCAAGCGUGAUUUCUCUGAACAAUAACCCAAAUGCAGUCAUUGGCUCUGUCUCCCAGAGUUUGCAGAUGGCGCCGUUUGACAUAUGGUACAUGCCUGAUUACGAAUUCACGGCUGUAUAUGAUCCUCACAUAACGCAAAUCAACAGUUAUAGAGGAGGUCCAUACCAGCAAGCCAUGUCUGGUCUCACUAAUCUGAACAAUAAGUGGUAUAACGGCACCGAGUACCAAGUCUAUGCCUUUGAGUAUAGCCCUGGCGCUGAAGGAGACAUCACCUGGUUUGUCGGGGCCGAUAAAACCUGGACCUUGGAUGCUAGAGCUAUCGGCCCUAAUGGUAAUAUUGGUCAGCGCAUGAUUCCCCUUGAGCCGAUGUCCGUCGUCAUGAACCUGGGCAUGGCCUACAACUUCGCGGCCAUCAAUGACUCGAUCAGAAACUACAUGCCUGGCAUCAUGCGGUUCGAUUAUAUUCGGAUUUACCAGGAUCCUGACAACAUCAGUGUCACUUGCGACCCUCCGGGCUAUGAGACGACCGAAUACAUUGCGAAGCACCCGAGAGCCUACCGCAAUGCCAACACAACAACAUG